UCUGUCACCAACUUUGCUAUGAGUUGCGUGCGGAUCAAGUUAAAUUUAAAUAAUAUUGUUAAAUAUUAUGAAUAAGUUUGGAAUCACUUUAAUAAAAUAUAUUAACUAAUAUUAAAUGUAUGUUGUGCCACAAGUGCCUUACCGAAAGGUCUAAUAAUAUAUAUCUCUUUGGGAUAAUAUUGUCAGUGGGUCAGCGUUCAUCGUUUUCAUUUUAUUACGAAGUUUUGUGUUAGUGAUAUUAUUUGAUUAUGUGCUGAAACUACUGAAUUUAAGUUAGGCUACAUUUAAACGGCAUCAUGACUCUAACAAUGACUGAGAAAGUCAAUGAAUGCCCCGCCGAGUUGGUUCAAUUUAUGUCCAUUGAAAAAGAGCAAGAAUGCGAGACAGAACAGGACUAUUGCCGUCUCCGAAAUGGCAAGAAGUUAGAAGAGGACAACAAUAACCUGACGAAGCAGGACCUGGAGUACCUCAGCUACAGACAGCUGCUGAAGUACGAGCAGGCCCCUGAGUACCUCCAGCACAACCCGUUCAUCCGAGACGGAUAUCGGAAACUGUUGCCCACUAAAUUAUGCUGGGAGAGCAUUUUUUGGUGGACAAACGAAACAAUGAACAUAUGGACACACCUGUUUGGGUUCAUGCUAAUCCUCGGGUUAACUAUUAACGAUCUUCUCAUCAUUAACAUCCACGCGACUUCAGUAGACAAGUUUGUGGCUGCCAUACUACUGUCGUGCUUCCUGAUCUGCAUGGCCUCUUCAGCCAUGUACCACACGUUCUCGUGCCGCUCGGAGACGGACUACAACGCGUUCCUCAUGUACGACCUGUUCGGCAUCGCGCUGUCGCUGCUGGCCAUCUACACGUCCGGCGUGUACUACGCGUUCUGGUGCCAUGCCGAGCUGAAAGCCUUCUACAUGGCAUCAGUGACGCUGAUCUUCAUAGGCGCGAUGGUGGUGCAGAUCCCGCGGCUCUGUGUUCCCUACCCCGUCAAGAUGUCCAUCUUCAUCGGCUGGGCGGCGUACGGGGUGCUGCCUACAUUCCACUGGACGUAUGCCAUGGGAGGGUUCGAUAACCCUAUGGUGCAGAUGUUUUUCCCUCGAGUUAUCGGAAUGUACGUGAUAAGCGGCACUGCCUUCGCUAUUUACGCCUUCAAGAUCCCGGAGCGCUGGUUCCCCGGCAAGUGCGACUACGUGGGGCACUCGCACCAGUGGUGGCACGUGCUGGUGCUGGGCGCGCUCUACUACUGGCACAACUCGGGCAUGCUGUACGUGCAGUACCGCAUGAACCACGGCUGCGCUAAUAACAUGAGGAUCUUUUAGGGAGGGGGGUGAGAGGGGUGGGCGAGUGGAUUGGACUAAAGGAUGAUGGAAUGGUGUAGAUAAUUCUGGAAAUUUUAUAUGAAACAGCGUGAUUCAGGAAAAAAGUUGGCGAUCCUCUGGUUCUAUUAUCGACGUAAAUAAAUUUCACUGUACCGCGAUUCGUAGUAAAUACGGCUACUGGGAUUGGUGCAUAGUGUAUUUCCUAAAUGAGUUUAUCUACGUCGAGUUGAGGUGGCCAACUUGAGUGGUCCAACAAAGAACUAUUGUUGACUAAUGAUGUUAGAUGAAACAGAAUUCACGAUCCGGCUGAUUUGGCCACCCCUGUUGUAGAUUGUAGAUACAUACUAUGAAAAUAUGUAUAUGAGCCUGAAAAUAUUCUAAAAUAUACAUAAAUUGUUGAGACUAUCUCGUUGUGAAGUAGGUAGGUAUUAAAUUAAAUUGUAGAAAGUUGUUAAAUUGUAAAUUUUAUGGGGCCUUUCUUGAUGUGACUAAUAAAAUGUAAAUUGAUUAGGUGACUAGGGAAACCAUAUAAUUGAAUAUCGAUUGUAGUUUAUUGAAUGGUUUAUUUGCUUGUGAUUAAAUGUAUUUAUACAAGAACUAAAUAAAUCGUAAGUAGGUAGUGGCAAUUAUGAAACUAUGCUCAAGUUAGUAAUAAUCUAAAAUAUACAUUAUACAAUCAUACUUUUUUAUCAUGCGCUCUCUUCUUGCUUGAAUUCUCACGUCUAUAAAUAAUAAAUAAUGACUGUGUACGGAUAUUUAUUAAUAUCAGGGAACAAUAAAGACAUUCCUUAAAAUGCAUUGCUUUUGCUCAACUAAAGUUACCUAAUACACUCUCUACUGUUAAUUUAGUUUAGUAAGUAGUUAAUUUUAUAUGAAUUCCUUUUUAAGAUUCAUUAUUUUUAAAUUAACCUAAUUUGUAUACGGUCGAAGGAUCCAAUACUUUAGUUUCUUUUACUUAUUUAUUUUUGUACACCUUUGUUAUAAAAUAGCAUUUAUUUACAUAUAACCUGUGAUCCCAACUUAGAAGUAUUUGGUAAGAAUUAGGAGGAUUGAAUCUUUAUUAUUAAUAAAAUGGCCCAUGGAACUAAGCUACUUAAAUUCUAAUUGGUGCUCUAUUUUUCUUGUAAGGUUAAAUUUACUAUUAUGUUUAUAUUUUAUUAUUUGGAUAUGGGUACUUACAUGAAAUAAAACUUGAAAUAUUUGA
Messenger RNA from Plutella xylostella (diamondback moth), 2517 nucleotides. Its product is annotated as progestin and adipoQ receptor family member 3. The record is from RefSeq and is a predicted model, not a curated record. Gene Ontology annotation, molecular function: signaling receptor activity. Lineage: Eukaryota; Metazoa; Arthropoda; Insecta; Lepidoptera; Plutellidae. Gene Ontology annotation, cellular component: membrane.